Messenger RNA from Hippoglossus stenolepis (Pacific halibut), 2341 nucleotides. RefSeq names its product integumentary mucin C.1. The record is from RefSeq and is a predicted model, not a curated record. The coding region runs from base 416 to 1669 and encodes 417 amino acids. Gene Ontology annotation, biological process: regulation of glutamate receptor signaling pathway. NCBI's taxonomy places the organism in Eukaryota, Metazoa, Chordata, Actinopteri, Pleuronectiformes, Pleuronectidae. The transcript is spliced from 7 exons.
ACAUGGACAACAGACUGGUGCUCACUGUCCUCUUUGUGACUCUGUCCUGGAUGUCAGGGACCACCAACUCGACCACAACAAGCACGGUGCCAAACAGCACGACGACAAACAGCAUGACCACGGCGCCAAACAGCACGACGACAAACAGCAUGACGACAGACAGCAUGGCGUCAAACAACAUGGCGUCAAACAACAUGACCACGGCGCCAAUCAGCAUGACGACAAACAGCAUGACGUCAAACAACAUGACCACGGCGCCAAUCAGCAUGACGUCAAACAACAUGACGUCAAACAACAUGACCACGGCGCCAAUCAGCAUGACGACAAACAGCAUGACGUCAAACAACAUGACGGCGCCAAUCAGCAUGACGACAAACAGCAUGACGUCAAACAACAUGACCACGCGCCAAACAGCAUGACGACAAACAGCAUGACGAUCAAACAACAUGACCACGGCGCCAAUCAGCAUGACGACAAACAGCAUGACGUCAAACAACAUGACGUCAAACAACAUGACCACGGCGCCAAUCAGCACGACGACAAACAGCAUGACGUCAAACAACAUGACCAUGGCCCCAAACAGCAUGACGUCAAACAACAUGACCACGGCGCCAAACAGCAUGACGACAAACAGCAUGACGACAAACAACAUGACCUGGCGCCAAACAGCACGACGUCAAACAACAUGACCACGGCGCCAAUCAGCAUGACGACAAACAGCAUGGCGUCAAACAGCAUGACGUCAAACAACAUGACCACGGCGCCAAACAGCAUGACGACAAACAACAUGACCACAAACAACAUGACGACAAACAACAUGACCACGCCGCCAAACAGCAUGACGACAAACAGCAUGACAACAAACAACAUGACCACGGCGCAAAACAGCACGACGACAAACAAAAUGACGACAGCACCAGCAACUGCAACCGCAACAGCAACAGCAGUAGCCACAACAACCAAUACAACCCUGAUUACCAACACCACAGUGAUCGUUCUUGAGAUGCCUGUUAACCGGACCGGAUGUGGGAUCCAACAGCUCUGUGGGUCUGAGCCCUCUGACUGUGACCCCUCACAAUCAUCAUCAUCGUGUUUCUUCGUUUCUGCCAAACAGACGAACGGUCAGAACUUUGAGUUUUCCAUGUCAGGGGAGUCAAGUGGCUACGUCGCUUCCACGGUGUCAGCUGAUGCCACAGUGGGAGAUAACGACAGAACCUACAUCUGUGCAAACAAAAAUGGCAAGGUGAAAUUCUUCAGCGCUCUCCUCGACAACGACAAGCUGACACUGACAGAGCUGCCUGUGAACUCGGUGAAGGGCCGAGUCAGUGAAAAUCGAAUCCAGUGCACGUUUGUUGCCACUUUGGACCUGUCGACCACAAGAGCAGCAGCAUCAACAUUAAACGCCGCACUGUCAGUCUCCACCGGUACUUUUGACAGCGAUACUGAAUCUUUUGGAGACCCCAACACCAGAUUUCAGAGCGGAGUUGUAAACCUGAGCGAUGCUAAUGCUACCGUCUCUAAUGUGCUUCCCAACAUGGCCACGACCACCACCACCACCACCACCACCACCACCACCACCACCACGACUGCACACGCCACCACAUUCCAGCAAUCACUGAUGCAAGUUCUGCUUAUCUCUGUGGGCGUAUUCACUAUGGCCACGGUGUGAAGAACACAAAACCUUCAUGAUUCAAGACAAGAAAAAACAUAACUACUCAAUCUAAAUAUUGCAUUUACUGUACACAGUACAUCCCACAUUAUAGGGAUCAUGCUGAAUUUAAAAUCCACUCACUGGAGGUGCAGGUAGGAGUGAUGGUGGGCGGUCAGUCUUCUGACUGCUUUCAGGUCUGUUGUAGAAUCUGAAAGAAAUAAGAGAAUACAUGUUGAAGUUUUCAAUUAAAGGUUAUGUGUAAUAUAUUUUGUCUUGGAACCAUAGGACUGCAGGAUUUCUGUCCUAUACUGAAUAGCAGUCAAAUACCCUGAGACACACACCCCCCCCCGGACAACCACUGUGGGUAUCAAAUAGUUUUAUUUCUUUGUUAUUGAUGUUCUCUGUCUUCGUCACACACUAUGAUGCUAGAAAUGGCUGAAAUAUGCAUUUGUGCAACUUUCUAUUGUAACCAUGUGUACAUGAUACAAUAAUGUUUUCAAAAUGAAGCCUUCAGCGGCUGAUGUGUGUGUGUGUGUGUGUGCGUGUGCAAUAGCGAACGCAAAUGAGCCGUUGCACAUUAAGAAUGCCAGAUACGAUACCAAAUGCUGUUGAAAAUUAUUUUGCACUUUGCAUUAUGUAACGAUGGAGUUUUUAAUUGACAUUUUUCAUUAAAGUUAUAUUUAAAACAAG